GCAUCGUGCGCGCCGUGACGUUCGUGCUUUCCUCCUAUACACGCUGCGUUGCGCGAAAAAAUACGCUCUCUCAACUAUACUAUACACUACUACACUAUAUACCACGAUUUACAGAGAGCAAGCUUGGUGUCGGUUCGCUGAACCUCGCUCUGUAUCAUCCUCGCCAGCUUUUGAAAUUUUCAGAGAAAUCUUUUCCGGAAUUUUCUCAAAACUGGAACAUUGUGCAAUUGUGUUUGUGGUGGUGGUUGCAGCUUUUUUUGUGCCGCUGCUGCGAAUCGUUAUUCGAUAUCGCUCCGAAACGGGGUGACAAACGUACGACGUAACCAGCUGCUCCGACUUGGAGAACGCGCGCGCGAUCAUCGGUGUGUGCCCGCAAUCAAGUGCAUCACAGUUUUUCAGUGUUGUUGUUCAGUCGUUGUCAUCGUUGUUUGUUGUUUGUUAUUGUUGUUUGGGUGAUAUAUCGGUGUGCGAUACAGUGAUUUUACGUCAAUUACAGUGGUGAUCGAUGUUGAAGUCGAACCAGCAACGACACUCGACCAGGUGUUUUAGAGCAGGGUCGAAAAACUCCAUUUCAGUCGCAAAGACGAGAUGAUCAUUCGACCGCAACGAAGUGUACAUUUUUGAUUUUUCAUUAUAUAUAUUCGUGAACAGUGAUCGAAAGGUUGAAGAAGAAAAAAGUGAAAAAUCAAGUGUGCGAGGAGAAGGAGCAAAGCAAUAGUAGUUUUCGCAGUGCAAUAAUCGCCAAUAUUAUAUAAAAAUAGUGACGUGAAUAAUCGCGAAUGAUUUUCAUGACGUGAUCGACGGAAAAGCGAAGAAAAAGAGUGUGUUGCGAUCGCGAAGUGAAUUGCAAUCGACGAUCAUGAAUACUUCGCUAACCAGGAUAGCAUCCACGAUGUGGAUCGUCGCGGCACUCCUCAUAGCUGGCCUCGGAGUUGGUCGAGCGCGUGGCUCCGAGGAGACGCAAGUUGACACGCACGAGGGCUCGACGGUGCUACUCAAGUGUCGCUUCAACAAGCCAACUGUCAAUGCCACCUACUUCUGGCUCACUCACACGAACAAUGCCCAUGACAAUGCAGCCAUCGGUCGGGAUUCUCUGGCCCCCUAUUACCGUGUCUCGCUGCGCGCCGAGCAAGGUCAGUACGACCUGGAGAUCCGCAACGUCUCGUACGAGCGCGACAACGGCAAGUACGAGUGUCGCGUCAAGAUGAGCGGCACCGGCGAGAAUCUCUACCACAAGAACAUCACGCUGACGGUUCUGCGGCCACCGGGUCCCCCGAGCAUCACUCCCUCGAACAGCGUCGCCAAGGAGGGCGAGCGCCUCGAGCUCACCUGCAACACGUACGGUGGCAGUCCCGAGCCCGAGGUCAGGUGGUAUCGCGGCGACGACUCCCAUCAAGUGGUCGCCACCGGCCGCAACUACGUCAUGAUCCCGUCGAAGGACGACGAUAGGUCGGUGAUGCGCUGCGUCGUGCGCAAUCGCGCCAUGAAGGCCGGCGAGAAUCUCACGGCUCGCGUCGUGCUCAACGUCAAUUACUUCCCGAGGGUCAAAGUCGGCACCGACAAUCCCUUGAAGGUCGAGCUCAACAACCUGGCCACCCUCAAGUGUAACGUCGACGCCAAGCCCGCCGUAGGCAAUGUGCGCUGGAUGAAGGACGGCAGCUUCGUCGGUACGAGCUUCAAUCACGUGAUACACAAGGUGACCAUGCAAGACGCCGGACGAUACACUUGCCAGGCUGACAACGGUCUGAGCAAGAAGGGCGAGAGCUAUCUUAUUCUCGACGUUCAGUACCCUCCGACCGUCUCCAUCGAGGGCGAUAGACUCCGAGAGGUCGAGGUCGAAGAUACCGUAGCUGUACACUGCAACGUCUCGUCCAAUCCCCCAGCAAGCAAAAUCGAGUGGUUCCGUGAUGGACGUCCGGAAUUCCGAGUCACUGGAUCGAUUUUGCGAUUGUCCCGCGUCACGGCCGAUCACGCUGGCAAUUACAGCUGUCGCGCGUCCAACUGGGUGCAUCCGUCGAACGGCGAACGCAGAGAACACACGGCCAGCGCCAAUGUGGAGAUCCGUGUUCGACACAAGCCCGGUCCAGCUCGCAUCACGCCUGACUCGCCCGUGGCCAACGAGUCCACCAAAGUCAUCCUCACGUGCACGGCCAAUCCACCCGGCUAUCCCGAGGCCAGCUUCAAGUGGUCGCGCGAAGACGACAGCGGAAUCAUGCCCAACGAGCACUCCGGAUCCAAGUACGAGAUCGCAGCGGUGCACCUCGGCAGCGAGGGAAUUUACCGCUGCCAUGCCUUCAACGAGAUCGGCAACGGCGAGGCGGCCUCUGUUAAUUUGACCGUACAGCAGCCACCCAAGAUUCUUACCAAGCUCCAGCCACACGUCACGAGGAAGGUUGGUGAAUCUUCCUUCCAAGUGUCUUGCGUAGCUCAGGGCAAACCUCGUCCAUCGGUGCGUUGGCUCAAAGACGAUCGCGAACUAACCGCUGAUCAGAGCUUGUAUCGAGUGACAACGAUCAAUAACGAGGGCCAUGGACGCGUCAUAACUGUAAACUCAACUCUCAGCUUUUUGGGUAACGCUCGUCCGGAAACCGACAAGAUAAUCGCUAACGAUCGUGGCAAGUACACCUGUGUCUUCGAGAACGACGUCAAGAAAGUCGAGUCGCAAAUGAUGCUCAAAGUCGAGCACUCGCCGAUCGUGUUGAAUAUCUACGACAAGGUAGCAGCUGAUUUACGCGAGUUCGCCAACGUCACGUGCAAGGUCCAAGCAUGGCCCAAACCUGAGUUCCAGUGGAGCUUCGGUACGAACAGUGCCCCUCUCCAAGGCUCGUCCAGUGAUGCUCAUUACGAGAUUUCGACGACGAGCGACCAGUACGACGUGUACACAUCCGUCUUGAGAAUCGCCAAGAUCCGCGACUCCGAUUACGGUGACUACAGCUGCCGUGCCGCAAACGCCCAGGGUAGCAUCACCUCGACCAUCAAGUUACAGCCUAAAGGUGCUCCCGAGCAACCGAUCAACGUGAGAGCCAUGGAUGUCGGCCCAACGUUCGUUGCCUUGGUCUGGGAUCUCGUCUUCGACGGAGGCUUGCCCAUGACUAAGUACUUCAUCUCGUAUAGGCGAGUAGCCGGCAGUGACGAUGUAAUCGCUCCGGACUGCGCGCCUCCACAUAGCACCACCUCCGGGCAGUGGCAGGAACUCGACUGUCGCAAGUCGAACCCUUGCAACGUUACCGACUUGGAUCAGCAUCAGUCUUAUGCCUUCAAGGUAAAAGUGUACAAUACCCUCGAUCAUUCGGACUAUUCCGACGAAGUUGUCGCUACAACUGCCGUAGCAAAAAUUCCUCAGCCGUUGCGAAUCACCUACGAUCCAGAGGGAGGUGCUCUGGCUAUCACCACGGGUCCAACUUGUUUGGCUCUGGUAGCUUCGAUCGAAAAAUCAGACUCCGGUUUGAACAACAAAUGGAAUCCCGUUGACGAAUGGCCGCUCGACGUGCGCGGCGAAGUAAGCACACAGCGCGAGGGUAUCCUCGAUGAUCCCACCGCGUCGAGCUCCGAGCCGAGGAUUCGCGUCAGGUUCUGCCUGAAAGCAGACAGACAGCGCUGCGGCGAAUACGUCGAAGCCGAAGUUGGGCCGUCUUACAUCGCGCAAGCUGGUGCGCUCGCGACCCCGACGCUCAUAGCCCUGGUGGUGAGCGGCGCAGUGUUUCUGCUGUUCGUUGCGCUGCUGCUGCUGUUCUGUCGCUGUCGCAGGAAACACGCUGCCAAAGCCAAAGACUACGAAAUGGACUCGAAUGCCGUGAGGCCGAGCUUGGUUACGAGCAACGGCGGUCAAACGCAGGCGCCUCCACCAUAUUACGCCGAGAACAAGGCACUCGAGCACAGUCUGGAUCAUGCCUUGGCCCUCGAGGACUCCAAGAGCCCGGCAUACGGCCAGACAGGAUACGGAUACCACCAGUCCAAUCACAAUAUCAAUGGUGUCAACAUGGGUUAUAUGGAGAACAGUUAUUCGAAUUCGAACAACGGCGGCUCGGUCAAUUCGCAAGACUCGAUAUGGCAGAUGAAAAAUGCAGCUGCCAACGGCGUCGGAGUCAACACCGGUGUCGUCGGUAAUCCGUACGACAUGGGUGGUUACGCGCCAACCGAGUCCGACUAUCCAGCCCAUCAGCACUAUAUGCCACAGGCCGAAUACAGAGAAAGUCACAAUCUGAGUAGACAACAGUUUUGCGAACCUUUCAAAAAUCAAAAAUUAAUAGACUCACCCUAUGAUGUGUCGGGAUUGCCAUAUCAAGAGAAUUACGGUGAAGAGGAGCCAAAACCACCACAAGGUGUUAGUUUAUCUUAUGACGAUCCAUCGAUGGAGUCGGGCUACUCGACGCCCAACAGCCGGGCAAGGCGCAUAAUCCGCGAAAUCAUUGUCUGAGAUCAACAGACCGG
This is a messenger RNA of Trichogramma pretiosum, 4431 nucleotides long. RefSeq names its product hemicentin-2-like (gene ed). Lineage: Eukaryota; Metazoa; Arthropoda; Insecta; Hymenoptera; Trichogrammatidae. Gene Ontology annotation, cellular component: cell-cell junction. Gene Ontology annotation, biological process: cell-cell adhesion. The coding region runs from base 860 to 4417 and encodes 1185 amino acids. The transcript is spliced from 9 exons. The record is from RefSeq and is a predicted model, not a curated record. Gene Ontology annotation, molecular function: cell adhesion molecule binding.